ACUCCCAUCGUACCCGGCACGGCACCACCCGCCCGGGCUGCGGUACCGGGGGCUGUGGCGGUGGGUCCCGGGCAGCCGCUACCAGCAUCGCCCCCUCUUCCUCCCCAUCCUUCCCCGCUCCCCCGGGACUAGCAGCCGUGGGGAGCGCGCGAUGGGCGGGGAGGAGGAGAUCGUGCGCAUCGCCAGGCGGCUGGACAAGAUGGUGGCCAAGAAGAGCGCGGACGGAGCAAUGGAUUUACUGAAAGAACUGAAAAGUAUGCCUAUGACUUUGGAUUUACUGCAGUCCACCCGCAUUGGGAUGUCAGUAAAUGCACUGAGAAAGCAGAGCACAGAUGAAGAAGUGAUAUCGCUUGCCAAAUCCCUCAUCAAGUCCUGGAAAAAGCUUCUAGAUGCUUCAGAGGAAAAAAACGAGGAGAAAAAGAAAAGCCAGUCCUUGCCAACAUCAUCCUCAAAGGAGACUGGUAACUCACGAGACCAAAGCUCCAACAAAAGGCAGGAGCCUCCGAAGACUCCGACAACCCCCAAAAUCACCACCUUCCCUCCAGCGCCCAUCACAUGCGAUGCUGUCCGCAACAAAUGCAGAGAAAUGCUGACAGCAGCUCUUCAGGCGGAUGAUGACUACGUUGCCAUCGGCGCUGACUGUGAGCACAUAGCAGCCCAGAUUGAAGAAUGCAUAUACCAGGAUGUCAAGAACACCGACAUGAAAUACAAAAACCGAGUGAGGAGCCGCAUCUCCAAUCUGAAGGACUCCAAAAAUCCUGAGCUGAAAAAGAAUGUGCUGUGUGGGGUGAUCACUCCUGAACAGAUUGCGGUGAUGACCUCGGAGGAAAUGGCCAGUAAUGAGCUGAAAGAGAUCAGAAAAGCGAUGACGAAAGAAGCAAUCCGGGAGCAUCAGAUGGCCAAGACAGGAGGGACGCAGACUGACCUCUUCACCUGUGGAAAGUGCAAGAAGAAGAACUGCACCUACACCCAGGUGCAGACCCGCAGCUCUGAUGAGCCCAUGACCACCUUCGUCGUGUGCAACGAGUGUGGGAAUCGCUGGAAGGUAGUGCACCAAGGCUAUCCCUGGCACUGAGGGGUGGGGUAGCUG
Cuculus canorus (common cuckoo) is the source of this 1090-nucleotide messenger RNA. RefSeq names its product transcription elongation factor A2 (gene TCEA2). Gene Ontology annotation, molecular function: zinc ion binding; nucleic acid binding. The transcript has 9 exons. Gene Ontology annotation, cellular component: nucleus. Gene Ontology annotation, biological process: transcription elongation by RNA polymerase II; DNA-templated transcription. Bases 152 to 1075 code for a protein of 307 amino acids. The record is from RefSeq and is a predicted model, not a curated record. Lineage: Eukaryota; Metazoa; Chordata; Aves; Cuculiformes; Cuculidae.